This is a messenger RNA of Eriocheir sinensis (Chinese mitten crab), 2354 nucleotides long. Its product is annotated as glycine receptor subunit alpha-4-like. The transcript has 12 exons. Gene Ontology annotation, cellular component: neuron projection; synapse; membrane. Gene Ontology annotation, biological process: chemical synaptic transmission; chloride transmembrane transport; regulation of membrane potential. Gene Ontology annotation, molecular function: extracellular ligand-gated monoatomic ion channel activity; chloride channel activity; neurotransmitter receptor activity. The record is from RefSeq and is a predicted model, not a curated record. NCBI's taxonomy places the organism in Eukaryota, Metazoa, Arthropoda, Malacostraca, Decapoda, Varunidae. Bases 239 to 1867 code for a protein of 542 amino acids.
AGAGGAGAGAGAGAGAAGAAAGGUAGAACGAGACAGAGAAAAGGAAAGAAAAAUAGAAAUAUCUGAAAAAAGACAAAGAAGAAAAAGAAGAAAAAGAAGAAAAAGAAGGAAAGAUAAAAAAAGUUUCAGUGGUCGGUGGCUCGGUACACUUAGUCUCCUCCUCCUCCUCCUCCUCCUCCUCUUCCUCCUCCUCCUGCGGUCAUCGUCGUCAGCUCUUCUCUCAGGCGUGUCGUGAGAGAUGGCAGCUCUUCCGAUGUGGUGGGGGCGUCGAACCCUCUCCAGCCCUCACCACCUCCUCCACCUCCUCCAUCUCCUGCUCUUUCAUCUCAGCCUCGCCCGGGGUAGCGUCAACGAGGGGCCGCUGGAAUUCGAGGAUAUCAUGCCAGACAACCCCAGGGACUAUGAUAAGAUGGCUCCUCCGAAGGGCGGCGAUGAUCCCACCACAGUGCUCGUCCACGUCACCGUCAUGAGCCUGGACAGCAUCGACGAGAGCUCCAUGACGUACGCCGCGGAUAUCUUCUUCGCCCAGAGCUGGAAGGACUGGCGGCUUCGCUUGCCCGACAACAUGACCCACGAAUACCGCCUGCUGCCCGUGGCCUGGCUAAAGGACAUUUGGCGGCCGGACAGUUUCUUCAAGAACGCCAAGGCUGUCACAUUCCAGGAGAUGACCAUUCCCAACCACUACCUUUGGCUCUACCAGGACAACACGAUCCUCUAUAUGGUUAAGCUCACGCUGGUUCUGUCCUGCGCCAUGAACUUCCAGCUGUACCCUCAUGACACCCAGGAGUGCCACAUGAAGAUAGAAAGCCUCUCGCACACCACGGACGACCUGGUCUUCAUCUGGGAGCCUGAAGUUCCUCUCGUGGUGGACAGGAACAUCGAACUCCCUCAGCUCGACCUCGUUAAGAAGUUCACCGGUGAUUGUACGCAGGUCUACUCCACAGGUAACUUCACGUGCCUGGAGAUUGUUUUCACCUUCAAGCGUCGUCUGGGCUACUAUCUGUUCCACACGUACAUCCCAACCUGCCUCAUCGUCAUCAUGUCCUGGAUCAGCUUCUGGAUACGCCCCGAGGCAGUCCCGGCGCGGGUGACACUCGGCGUGACCUCACUCCUCACGCUGUCAACCCAACACGCUAACUCACAGAAGUCUCUCCCGCCAGUAUCGUACAUAAAGGCCAUCGACGUCUUCAUGUCCUCCUGCACCGUCUUCGUGUUCUUCUCGCUGAUGGAGUACGCGCUGGUCAACGUGGUGCUCGGCGACGUGCCCGAAGAACCCGACCCAAUGAGGAGAGUUCGACCGCGCACCGUCCUGCACGUGACGCCCCACCAGGACACCAAGAUGGGGGAGUGUCUGGGGCCCGAGGAGUCACCCGUUCUGGGGGGCGGCAAGGAGGGGGGCGGCGCUCUCCCUCCCCCGCUACACCCAAAACGCCGCGCUGCCUCGUCCCCCGCCUUGCACCGACGUAGCAAUGGGAGGAAGCCGGGGUGUCAGACGGAGUUCGACAGCAUCAACACCAUCGCUUCCCCUUCCUCGGCCGCCCCCGCCAAUGGAAUGUCGCCCUUGGAGAUGCUGGGCCAGGGUUCGUGCCCCGCUCACCUGCCCAGCCCUCAGCACCUGAUCAACGGGCCCAUGUUCAGCGGGGUUCAGCACUCAGCACUCCCCCAUUCCACUCUGCAGCACACUGUGAAUUUUGGUCUUCCUCCACCGCCGCCGCCGCCGCCUCUGGGCCCGGUGAAGAAGCAGAAUCAUCGAAGGCGUCGGGAGCGGGCCAUCCUCAUCGACAGGGUAUCUCGCAUCCUCUUCCCAACCUCCUUCACCGUCCUCAACGUCAUCUACUGGAGCGUCUUCGUCAUCGAGUGGUUCUAGGCGCCCCCGGAGAGAUGGCAACACUGCUCUUCUGCGAGGGAUGACUCAAUUAGAUUAGCUUGUGUUUAUAAGUAGAGAGAAGGGAGAGAGGGGAGAGAGAGAGAGUGAGGGAGGGGAAGGAGAGGGAGAGAUGAUAAGGGUGAUGGAAAGAGAGGGAGGUUGUAUUGAGAAGAAGGGAGACACGGGGAGAGAUAGAAAAGAAAAGGAGAGGGAGAUUGUUUUAUAUAUGGAAAGAAAGAGAAAGAGGGAGGGAAGUUGAGGGAGAAAUGGAUAAGGAGGUAGAAAAAGAGGAGAAGGAGAAGGAGAGACGGAAAGGUUUAAGCAACGAGAGGGAGAUUAUGUUUUUUAUAUAGAAAGAGAGAGAAAGCGAGAUGGAGAAUGAGGGAGAGAAAGAAAGGGAGGGAAGGAGAGGGAGAAAUGGAAAAGGAGAUAGAAGGAGAGGGAGAAAAAAGAAGGAGAUUGAGAUAGAACGAGAGGAGAUUGAGUU